AAAUAAAACUUUUAAAAAAAUUUAAAAAAUAAAAUUUAAAAUACAUAUUUUAAAUAUAAAAAAAAUGUGAUAAAAAACCUGUGAAUUUUAAAAAAAAAUACAAUUAAUGUACAUACAUACAUAUAAAAUAAAUAUAAAAUGAAACUUCAAUCGUCAAAUUUGUCAUUUAAUAUAAAAAAAAAUAAUGAAAAAAAUAUAAAAAAUAAUGUUUUAAAAUUCUUUCAAAAAUUUCAAGAAGGAAACAUAUAAAAUUCAAUCAAUAGAAAUAAAAGAAAUAUGUAUGACGAAUGAAUUGUUUUUAUGAAUGAUGAACUUAUAAAAAUUAAAGAAAAUAAAAUGUUAGAACCAAUUUUAUCAACAUCAUCAUUGUCAUCAUCAUCAUCAUCAUUAUAUAAUAUGCCCUCACCAUUGUCGUCAUAUGAAAAAUCAAAUAAUAUUAUUAAUAUAGAUGCUACAACUACAACCACAAUAAAUUCUUCUAGUGUAAUGCAAGCAAAAGAAAAUUUUUUCAUUUCAAAUUUUACAACAGUGCCAACUUUAACAAUGUUAAAUGAAACAAUAAAUACAACAUUUAGUAAUUCAAAUGAUAUUUUUCAUAUAAGAACGAUAUUUGAAACGAAUAGUCAAUUUUAUGAUGAUGAUAUGCAAUUAGAUCGUUGUCAUCCAGACAGUUUAGAUUUUAAUUGUACAAGAGAAGAAUUUUUAGAAUUUGUUAUGGGACCACAAAUGCUACCAAUAACCACAGCACUUUUGGUCACAAUAUUUUUUGUUGGGAUUUUUGUUACUGGAGUGGUCGGAAAUGUUAUUGUUUGCGUGGUUAUUGUGAGGCAAUCUGCGCUUCAUACAGCCACCAAUUAUUAUUUAUUUAGUCUAGCUGUAUCAGAUUUGAUGUUCCUUUUACUGGGUUUACCAUUGGAAAUCAGUUUAUAUUGGCAUCAAUAUCCAUAUAAUUUGGGUCUACCAUUUUGUAAAAUUCGAGCUUUAAUAUCCGAAGCAUCGACAUAUGUGUCGGUGUUAACAAUAGUGGCAUUUUCAAUGGAAAGAUUUUUAGCGAUUUGUCAUCCUUUACAUUUGUAUACAAUGAGCGGUUUCAAAAGAGCAUUAAGGAUAAUAGCUGCUCUCUGGAUAAUAAGCUUUUUAAGUGCUGUGCCUUUUGCAGUAUUCACAAGAAUAGAUUACAUUAAAUAUCCCCCUGAUAAUUCAACUAUAUAUGAGUCUGCUUUCUGUGCAAUGUUAGAUAAUCCUCCAGGGUUUCCAUUAUGGGAAUUUUCAACUGUGGUAUUUUUUGGUAUUCCAAUGAUUCUUAUAUUAAUAUUAUAUGGAAGAAUGGGAUGGCAAAUAAGAACAAGAACAAAAAAUAGUAAAAAUCUGGGUGUAACACAAGGAUCUAUGCAUAAAGAAUCUAGGCAACAUCAAUCAAGGAAAGCUAUAAUCAGAAUGUUAGCCGCUGUUGUUAUAACAUUUUUUGUAUGUUGGGCGCCUUUUCAUGCACAACGAUUAAUGUAUUUGUAUGGAAGAGAGUGGCCAUAUUUUCAGGAUUUACAUCCUUGGCUUUUCUCAGUAGCUGGAUGGCUUUAUUAUGUGUCAUGCACUAUCAACCCAAUAUUAUACAAUGUGAUGUCACAUCGUUAUAGAGUUGCUUUUAAAGAAACUUUAUGCGGCAAACGAAAAACUAGCUAUUAUCGUCAUACAAAUGGAUUUGCAAGAGACCAAAGCAGUUUUAGAGAAACUAUGGCAAGUACAGCAGGAUGUGAAGAUGCUCAUUUGGUACGUGUGCGAUCCGUGAGAAAUUCUCAUUACAUUAAGGAUUCAAUUAAAGUGAAUAAUGUUCUAUGGAAGAAUAGUAAUAAUAGUAGCAGUAGCACCAAUAACACAACAACAACCACAACAACAACAAUAGCAACAGAAUCUUCGAAAAUAAUUAAAACCAAAAAGGAAGAUGAACCCAAAUCAAUUAAUAAUACGAAUUCAAAUAGUGUUGUCAUUGUUGACAAUAAUAUUAAUGGUAGACCAAAGGUCUUAACAACAAACGAAGCUCAAGAAAACAAUUUGCUCAAGAAGGAUGAAACUUAUAUUUAACGAAUUAAAAGGAUUCAAAUUAUUUACAAAUAAAAAUUAUAAAUACUUACUUAUAAAAUAAAUGAUAAAUAAUAGAAUAAGGAAAAAAAAAACAUAAAAACACGAAAAAAAAAUUAACAGUUAAUAAAAUUUUUUUAUAUAAUGUUAAAACAAAACGAACAAAGAGUAGGUAUAGAAUGAAAAGAAAAAACAAUAAUAUUGUAUAAGGAGAAUAUUAUGAAUUAUAGAUAUAAAGUAUAAAAGAGACAAGUAUAUUAUGGUAUUGAUAGAGUAAAUCGAAAGCAAACGAAUCCUAAUUGAUCGAGUUCUUAAUUUUUUUUAAUAAUUUUUUUUUAAUUUCAUUAGGAUUUUCUAAUAUUCGCAACUUCAUCGAGCUUUAUGUUAAUUGGUUUUUAUAUUUCAUAUUCUGCAAAGUUACAUUCACAAUGAUUGAAGCUGUUUAUCGGAAUAAAUUCUGGCUACUCCGCUUAUAAAACUACUAAAAUUGGAAUUUUAUUUUUGACCUAAAAUUAAUGCAAUAAAUCUUUAAUUUUUAAUUUAUUUUUCACAUAUUUUAAAAUAUCAAAAAGAACUUACAAUCCUUUUGAACGUGUAAAAUCAACUUUUGGUUUCUUUUACUAACGCUUUAUAUUUUAUUGUAAAAAAUUGCAUAUUGAGAACGGUUAUCAAAACUUCAUAAUUUGUAAGUUAAACGCUUAUGAAAUUAAAUUUUUAUGUAUUGAAUUAUUCUUGUUCUUAUAUGUUUUACUUCAAGUACAUUUUGGAAGUGCUCAAAAAGCAGAAAAUCUUAUUAAAUUAUUUUGCAACAAUAAUAUUACUGUGUGUGUACUAUAUGAAAUGAUAUAAGCGUAGAAUAAAGAAGUACUAAAAGUUAAUACCGAAAAAAGGAAACAAUCUAAAAACAUGCUUACAUAAUAAAUACAUAUGUAUGCAUAUAAAAAUAUAUACACAUUCUUAAAAAAUAAUAAAAAUGCUAGACAUUAUAUACUGCCUAGGAUUGACUUUUAUUUUUAUUUUAGGUCCUUAAGGUCAA
Molecule: messenger RNA, 3112 nt
Organism: Condylostylus longicornis
Lineage: Eukaryota; Metazoa; Arthropoda; Insecta; Diptera; Dolichopodidae
Product: neuropeptides capa receptor
Exons: 10
Coding region: 301-2079 (592 amino acids)
Biological process (GO): neuropeptide signaling pathway
Cellular component (GO): plasma membrane
Molecular function (GO): neuromedin U receptor activity
Source: RefSeq, a predicted model, not a curated record